AUGAGGCAGAUGAACAAUGUAACAGAAUUCAUUUUUCUGGGGCUCUCUCCCAAACAAGAAGUUCAGAGAGUUUGCUUUGUGGUAUUUCUGCUCAUGUAUGCAGCUAUAGUGCUGGGAAAUUCUCUCAUCGUGUUAACCAUCAAAGCCAGCAAAAGCCUUGGCUCCCCUAUGUACUUCUUCCUCAGCCAUCUGUCCUUUGUGGAGAUCUGUUAUUCCUCCACCACAUCCCCCAAACUCAUUGUGGAUUUACUUUCUGAGAGGAAAGUCAUCUCCCUCGAGGGCUGUAUCACACAGCUCUUCUUUAUCCAUUUCUUUGGUGGCAUUGAGAUCUUCCUGCUCACAGUUAUGGCCUAUGACAGAUGUGUGGCCAUAUGUAAACCUCUACACUACAUGACAAUCAUGAGCCAGCAGACGUGUGGCCUCCUAUUGGGGAUUGCCUGGAUGGGCGGCUUCCUACACUCAAUUGCCCAAAUUCUCCUCAUGUUCCGCUUACCCUUCUGUGGUCCCAAUGUGAUUGACCACUAUUUCUGUGACCUGCUCCCUCUGCUGGAACUUGCCUGCACAGAUACUUUAUUCAUAGGCCAGCUCAUCGUGGUUAAUGGUGGAAGCCUUUCAGUGAUUAGUUUCGGGGUUCUCAUGGCCUCUUAUGUUGUAAUCUUGCUACACUUGAGGGGGCACAGCAAGGAGGGACGCCAAAAGGCCCUCUCUACCUGUGCUUCACACAUUACUGUAGUGGUCUUAUUCUUCGGGCCCUGUAUUUUCAUCUAUAUGCGACCCUCCACCACAUUUUCUAUGGACAAACUGGUGGCUGUAUUCUACACAGUGAUCACUCCACUCCUGAACCCAGUCAUCUACUCCUUAAGAAAUGCUGAAGUGAAGAAUGCCAUGAAGAAACUCUGGGUCAGGGCAUUGAAGCAAAGUGAGAAAUGA
This is a messenger RNA of Gracilinanus agilis (Agile Gracile Mouse Opossum), 930 nucleotides long. Its product is annotated as olfactory receptor 4X2-like. NCBI's taxonomy places the organism in Eukaryota, Metazoa, Chordata, Mammalia, Didelphimorphia, Didelphidae. Gene Ontology annotation, cellular component: membrane. The coding region runs from base 1 to 930 and encodes 309 amino acids. The transcript has a single exon. Gene Ontology annotation, molecular function: G protein-coupled receptor activity; olfactory receptor activity. The record is from RefSeq and is a predicted model, not a curated record. Gene Ontology annotation, biological process: G protein-coupled receptor signaling pathway.